Salvelinus namaycush (lake trout) is the source of this 532-nucleotide messenger RNA. Its product is annotated as mitochondrial import inner membrane translocase subunit Tim8 A-like. NCBI's taxonomy places the organism in Eukaryota, Metazoa, Chordata, Actinopteri, Salmoniformes, Salmonidae. The transcript has 2 exons. Bases 103 to 372 code for a protein of 89 amino acids. The record is from RefSeq and is a predicted model, not a curated record.
AACUACAACAAACCACUGAGCAAAAAACGCACGAGCCUACAGAGGUCAUUCUCAGCUCUACUGGUUGAAUUAACCCGACUGUAACCAAUCCCUGUUACUGCAAUGGACGGCUUUGAUUUAAAUUCGUCAGAAAAGGCUGAUGCUUCAGAACUCCAAAGGAUGAUCGCAAUUGAACAACAGAAAGCGCAGUUUCAGGCCCAGGUGCAUAACUUCACAGAUGUCUGCUGGGACAAGUGCAUGGAGGGGAGCCCGAGUUCAAAACUGGAUUCACGGACAGAGACUUGCCUCGUGAACUGUGUUGACCGCUUCAUUGACACUACCUUGUCUAUAACCAACCGGUUCACGCAGAUGGUGCAGAAGGGUGCCCAUUGAUGGGAGCUAGACUAUGGGAAAUAGACACUGUUUUAUUUUGUAAAAGAACUGUGUAUUAUGUUUUCCUUUAUGUCUCGAGACCCUAACACCAUUGCCUAAUAUGCUGAGUAUGAUAUGCCACAGUACAAUUAUUAAAGAGGUAGGCCUAAAUUGGACAUGA